AUGUACGGUGUUUUCUUGGCAGGUUUUUUUUCUGUAGAGGGGCAGCAGUGUGUUUCUAAUCCAUGUCACUUUAAUGGAACAUGUACUGAUAUUGGCAGCAGUAACUACUCUUGUCAAUGCCCAUCAGGAUUUACAGGUAAGAAAUCUCAUUGAUGUUUCUCUUGAUACAUUGUAACCUAAUCACACUUGUGAGUAGCCUGCACUACAGACGAAACUAAACUUCCAGUUAAAUCCGUCUGCAAAACAGAGUUGAAAUCCUUGUUUUAGGCCUCCACUUGUGUACCAGGAUUUGAGUUACUGCACCAUGAUUAUCCUGUUAAAAAAGCCAUUUGUUAGUUUGCCAAUUAGAUUGAAAGGAAAUUCAAAACGCACUUCUAGUAAUUUGUUGAGUCUGUAGGAGGCCCAGAACAGGGAUAUCAGCACUGUUUUGCAGACAUUACUUAUAACUGGGUUUAAAUUACAUCUGCAGUGCAGGCUAGCUAAUUGUGAGCUGGUCUGAAAAGGGGAAGCAGUUGUCAGGGAGGGGUCCAAUAGGUCUAGGUGAUCCCUCAUUACUUUGCACCAAAACCAAGGUCCAUAGGACAAGGUAAUUGCAGAGAUACUCUGUUUAAGCCAGAGCCGGUCCUCUCUUGCCUCAAGGCCUGCCACUGCCAGUGGAAAUAUGACCAUUAUGACUGGCUGUCUUUUAGAGUCAGUAGCUUAGGGGGGCACUCCCUUAUUUGGCCUUAAUGGUUAUGUGCUGCUGAACAGGGUAUGAUCAAUUUUUAACAUGGUUUUCAGUGUUAAUUAAUUCUUGAUUUAGAAUACAAUUCUUAAACAGGGUGUGUUUCUGGACCCAAAGCCUUGCUUAGGGUGUAAUCUUUGUUAGUGUGCAGUCUACAUGUGAAGUAUCAUCAUUUUUUUUUAAUUAUCUAAUUUAAUGGUGUCAGUUUAAAAAAAACAAUUAGUUCUGUAUGUGAAAGGAAAUGAAUCAGGGUCAUGAAAAAAAGGUCUCUUAGCUGGGGGCUUGGGGUACCUUCUGGCUAUAAUUACAAGUGUCAGAGCCCUGGCUACUUAAUUAGGUAAAGUCAAUGGUAUGUUUUGAUAUGGUAUGGUUUGCUAUUGUGUGGUUACAUAUAAUGUUCAUUUGGACACAUGGUAUUUAUUUUAAUUAUUCAAAUGGAUAUUGAUGAGAAUUCCUGACAAAUCUAAUUCUCAUUUUCCCACCUACUUAGCGUAGAUGCUGCCACCAGCACAUAUAAGUGUUUAUGCUGACUCCUGAGUUUUCAAUAACAGCUUUGAGCUUUCCAGGUAACCUGCAUAAGUACAGCAUUUCUCAGAUUUUUUUGUAUUAUUUUUCUCAUUCUUUGAUAGGUAAAAGAUGUGAAGCGGUGAUUAACAUGUGCCAUUUUAACCUGUGUCAGAACAAUGCCAUUUGUCAGAGAUUUCAGUCUGGAGGGUAUCAGUGUAUUUGUCAGAGGGGAUUUACUGGUUAGUGUUGAAUGAAGUGAUGCAUGAGAUGUUUCCAGCUGCUAGUGAGAUAACUCCCAAGUUAUGACAUUUUACCGUACCAGCAAACAAAAUUUUCCAUUCUAUUACUGUUGUCAUGACUGAAUAUAUUGGGAAUACACUUUGGUAACAUUAGCCUGAAUUUCAUCUGCUUAUACUUCGAGUCAUUAUUGCUCCCUCAGUAACAUCGUUGUUGAGAGGAGAAAAUGACUCAAAGCAAUCGGAUGAAUUUCAGGCUAUGGUAACAUAUGCUGAUAACUUCAAUGUGCUGUACUAUUCUCUGCACUGCAUACAUAAUUAGCCCGUGACACAAGAAAAAGUAACUCCUUUUAGUUGAGUCUGUGCGCUGGUGGCAUGAUAGCAUGGUGCACUGCGGCGCUUGCUUAGAAUUGCUCAGUUUUUGCCUGCCUCUUGGCCAGUUCAAGGAAGUUUUGUGGAAGUGAGAUUCAAAGUUUCACCCCUCCCACUUCCCCUGGUGGUGGUUGACAGUGCAUACCCUUGUUAUUUGGCAUGCCUGUUGUCCUGGCAGUCACUGUUUCCUACCAUGACUUAGUUCCCAAUGUAGUGACAAUAGGUAUGCAGUGGGAAUAUUAUAAUAACUUUGUGAAAAAUAACAUUAAGAUUUUCUGCUUUAAUCCUGUGAUGCACCAAACCAUACCUCCUAGGAUUCAAAUAGUAAACAAUAAAUUAUUGGAUUAGAUUUUUGUAGUAGCAGGAAUAAUCAAGGUCAAGGUGAGUGUUAUCAGCCUCAAUCUUGAGACCAUGAUCAUUCUGGAUAUCACCAAAACCAAAUCUAUUGUUUUAUUGAUCUUUUCUUGUACAUAAUAAUGCUUUGAAGAAGAUAACAAGAAACACAAUCGCACAUAAUACAAUUUGACAUUACUUUUGGAAAUCAUGCAUUGUGCGCACAACCUAGUACGGAUUAGUUAGAUAUCUACUAGUAGAUAAUUUACCUAAUCUGUAGGUUAUGCUGAUUUGCAAAUUUAACUGUAGGCUCUUAUCCAAUGGGAAGAGUCAUAGUGAGUACGAUGUAAUAUGAUAACAUUUUUCUCAGGGGGCGUGUCCCUGGACCUAUUCAGGUACUCGCACCAUACAGCAUUCAGGCACAGUGUUCUUUGCACACAAGUAGUCUCCUUAGCUUGUUGAACCCAUUCUUCAGAAACAUUUUGGGCUGCAAAAUACAACAUUGUUUGUUAUUAAAUAUAUCUUCCAGGAGUCCAUUGUGAGGUCAACAUAAAUGAGUGUAACCAGACUGCAUUACCUUGCUAUAAUGGGGGCACAUGUGUUGAUGGUGUUAAUGGCUACAGAUGUCAGUGUCCUCCAAGUUUCUCAGGACCAUACUGUAAUGUGACAGUCACCAGCUGCAGUGGUCAGCCAUGUCAGAAUGGAGCAACUUGUGUUGAAAAUCUUUUGGGGUGAGAAAUCAUUGAGAGAGUAAAAUGUUACAAAUGAAAAAAACAGGAUUGAGUCAAAUGAUAAUACUGUAGUGGAGCUUUUACAUUAACCCUUCAUUUUUCAAAGUGAAACGGUCCAUUGGUUCUUUAAAAUGGUCAAGGAAGGAUGUAAUGGAUAACAUUGUUAUCAGACUGCAAAUUUUCCUUUCCUUUCAUGUUGACGGUCUUUACAAGAAGCCACUUUUUGUUUGUUUGUUUUUUUUGGUUGGUUCUGUGUUUGUUUCUGUUAUUGUUGUUUUUUUUCUUUUUUCUUUUUCUUUGUUCAGUGAUUUAAGUUAGGACUCUUAUAACAGGUUCCCAAAGAGAGUUUCCAGAUAGUAGGGAUUCAAUAGCAAUUACUCUUUUUAGCAAUAAUCAGCGCAAACCAUAAAAUAUUUGAAUUUUGUCCUCAGGUACAAUUGUACAUGUGCAGCUGGUUUUACUGGUUUCAGCUGUGAAAAGAAUAUUGAUAACUGUCAGCCAAAUUCUUGUCAACAGUAUGAGCAGUGUGUUGACGGCAUCAAUAGUCAUCAAUGUGUCUGCCCUGUUGGAAAAACGGGUCAGCGAUGCAGUGUUGAUAUUAAUUAUUGUUCCAGCCAGCCAUGUUUAAAUGGAGCAACAUGUAGCAACAGUCAAGGUGAGAGAGACGUUCUUCUUUAGCAUGACCACAUGACCUCAGUCCUUUUCUUCAUAAAUAUGCAGAUAAAGCAAAACGUAGACAUUGGUUCCCAUUAGAAUUAUUCUAUCUGCUAACUACUUGCACGUGUUUCUAACUAUUUAGCACCAGGAAAACUCACCUACGUUAACAAAUUGAGCAAGUUGGAAAGUUUUAAAUGCAAACUCACUUUUGUAUGAUGAAGUUUUCACUGUUAUCGUUGUCAUGAUUGUGUUAAGUGACCUAAUUCUAAAUGGUCAAAGUUUUGUAGAGAACGGAACGACUCUCGCUUUUUUCUUAAUUAUGUCAAUGCUAAGUGUGAAAACGUUUCCAGCGAAUGUCACACCCUAGACAACUCAGUCCCACAAAAACAAACAAAAUGGGACAUUUUUAAAGAAUUCAAAACAAAGCAAAAUACUUUUUUUUUGUUUUGUAACUAAUAUUUUUCUUUCCAUUGCCUUUUUUCUCAUUAUGACUCUAUUAGUGUAAACUCACAAAUUUUCGUUCUACGUAUUUUGCUCUGCCAGGUAACUAUUCCUGCACUUGUGUCCCAGGCUUUGAAGGCCAGCAUUGUGAGAAUGACACUGAUGAAUGUGCUUCUCAGCCUUGUUUUAAUGGUGGAAUAUGUCAUGACAAACUGAACAGCUUUACUUGUGAUUGUCCGGUUGGGUUUAUUGGUCGUCAGUGUGAGGCAAACAUUAUUGAGUGUCUAUCUAAUCCAUGUCAAAAUGGUGGCACUUGCGUUGAAAAUGUUGGAUCAGCGGGAUACACUUGUAGAUGUCAAGCAGGAUUUCAAGGUAAAGUUUUGAAUCUUAAGAUGGCUUACUAAGGGCAGUCUCGUUGAAGUAAACUAGUUGAAUCUAACUGUCCAUAAACGAACUUAAAAAUUCAUCGUGACUCAGGCUCAUGCUCACACUAUAUUUUAUAGCAUAAACACCUAUCUGUAUGUGACUCUUCGCUCCGUUACAGAAAUCACGCCGAAAUCACGGUUCUUUUGUGUGAACGGAAUCCCUUUCCGAUAUGGUUUUCGUACCGAGGCAAGAGCUAUCCCGUAGUGUGAACAAUAAGCCCAUCCAAAUUUAAUGCUUCAUUUCCCAUCGCCCGACCGACCCAUUUUUUUUGGAAAAGUAAAAAAAAAAUUCCAGAAUCACUUGUAAAGAAGCAAGAACUUUAAUCUACAAGCACACGAUCUUGUCUUAUUAACACCGGUUGUCUUAAAUUAUCAUCGAUACUUCGUUUUUGUAGCAUUUUUAGACAUUUGAUAGUCCUGUUAAUAUACAUCUUUUACCAUCUGAUUAUAUCUUGUAGACUAAACGUGAGAUUUAAUAUGCAAUCAUGUGUUCAUUCUUGUUUGUUUGUUUGUUUGUUUUUUGCCCGACCGACCGACCCACCUACACGAGAGGGAGGGCGAUGGGAAACGAAACAUUUUAUUGGGAUGGCCUAAGCCUUAUAAAACGAGGGCCGCAGGUAUUUAACCAUCAUGAAACUCAUUUAGUAUGAUUUUUUGACCCAAUAAAUCUUUCAUAUCAUUUUUCCGUCAAUCCUCGAAUUCUGAAAUGCUCGAAUUGCAUUUAUAAUAUGUAUGUUUUUUUUUUCUUCACAGGAGUCCACUGUGAGUAUAGCAGUUCCUCUUGUCAACCUAAUCCUUGCCAACACAAUGGCACGUGCACACUACAUGGUAACAGAGCAAACUGCACGUGCACAACCGGCUGGACAGGUCCCUACUGCAGCACUGAUGUCGAUGAAUGCCACGCUUCUCCCUGUGGAAAUCUAGGAACGUGUCACAACACGCCUGGGGGAUAUAACUGCACGUGCUUAUCUGGGUUUACAGGGCAACACUGUGAUAAACACGUGGACGAAUGCCUUGAUCAGCCUUGUCAGAAUCAGGGCACGUGCGAGGAUUUGGUAAAUGGAUACCGGUGCACGUGCACCGCGAGUUUCACGGGCAAAAAUUGCGAGGUUCCCCUAAAUGACUGCUCUGCACAGCCGUGUAAAAACGGAGGAACGUGUCAGCUUGGUGGAAGCGGAUUUAACUGCUUGUGUAAACCGGGUUACACUGGAUUGACUUGUGACACCAACAUUGACGAGUGUUCAUCUAAUCCGUGUAAAUUUGGCAGUACCUGUGUAGAUAGCGUGAAUGGUUUCGUUUGUCAAUGUGCUGAUGGUUUUCGAGGAAGGACUUGUGAAGUUCUUUUUGCCGUGAGCUUCGAGCGAGGAGCAUACAUACCUGCCUUGAACUUCAGACUUUUCCCGUCAGACCUGUUUUCGUUUAAAUUUAGGACAACUCUUCCAGAUGGAUUGCUGUUCUACCAGGGAGCAGUAAGUGAUUAAGUGAUCAUCCAUCCCAACGUGCAGUUAAAAUCUCUUCUCGUACUCGCUCCAAAAGCAUUAGAGACCUUUCGACUCGAGAACGAGAACGAUUUUGAUUACGUCAUUUGCCUUAAUGUUUUUUCGCGUAUUCUAAAAAAAUACUCCCCAGAAACCUUCAUUUUACUAUUUUUUUCUAGAAAAGUUAUCACUGUUAUCUUAGUUAAUCGAGGGAGGUUAAGCCCUCUCCAGAUCGCAGAACGAUAAGACAUUUGAUAGCUCGUUUCCGCCAAUACGACAUUCUCACUAAAACUCGGCUAGCACUACUUAAUAUUGAGAAAAUUUUGUUCAUACUCGUAGUCCCCCUGGUCUUAGAAUCUGAAGGUCUCUAUUGGCUUCCCGUGGUACCACGACCUGCGAGGGAUCAUGAUCACUUUCGAGACUUGAGUUCAUUGGCAUGGAUAGCUAGUUUUGCUUGCGGCAGGGAGCAAGAGUAGUUACAUUUAAAGUAGUUUUCGGAUUAGAGCAGUACACUCAGAUUUAUUGGACUAAUCCCGCCCAAAAUGAUUUUAUUGCCUUGAGACCAGUCAACAGUAGAUGAGUUUGGGUGUGAGUCCAAGACAUAUACACUGUAAAGCCUUGACGUCCUGCUACUUAUCAGGUCACCCCAAACCAUAGUUGAGCGUGGGCUACAGAAACCACUGGCCAGUAUUGUCCAGGGAUUAACUUCGCCUAAAUUACAUUUAGACACAUUAUAAGUCAGCUUUCAAUCUGUGAUUGUUCUAUAACUUGGAUUAGCCCUUUAUUUUGUCCAUUAAAUCAGGUACAAUUCUCCUUUUCCAGGACUUCACAAAGGAACACACUGAUCGUGUGAUCGUAGAGCUGACCAAUGGUUCGGUCCGUUUGUCAUUCAACACUGGUGUGGACACUGCAAAAGCCACCCUAGGCCAAGGACUCAACGACGGGACCUGGCAUCUGAUUACCGUCAAGAUAACUAGUUCCCAGGCCACUAUAUCUGUUGACAUAGAUACGUGCACUGGAAGUGACUGUUCAAAGACAGUCAAUACAAACAGUGACAGUAACACCGAGUUUUCUGGUUUACCUUACCUCGGGGGUGUUAACAAGCUGGUGCCACGCAUAACUCAGGAACUGAUAAGCGAUGGCGCGUUUGUUGGCUGCAUCAAGGUAUUUGGGAUUAAUUCAGGUCUCUGGGAAACUGCCCACCUACCACUCCCCUAACCCAACAUUUUGCUCUAAGUGAGAAGUAAGUGUUAACGUUGAGUUAGGGGAGGGAUAGGUGGGCAGUUUUGCAAUGACAAAAACAGUACAGUGGAAUAAGUAGCCAUCGUGGAAGGCGUCGAAAGGGAUGGGGGAUCGAGAAGAAGGGAAAAAGUUACGGGGGAUUUUCUCUUGCUCGCUUUUGUCGCGACAAUCCCGAACGAUAUUAGCCUUUCAGGCUACUCUGAAAUUCGAGUAUAGAUAAAGUUCACGUUAUAAAGUUCAUGUUAAGGUAAUAUGAUCAAUACACUAUUCCUGACGUACUGUAGGCCUGCAGCUGUCCCUACUUUUGUUCCUUUUUUGGCUUUGGCCUUCGCAAACAUGCGUCCAUAUCCUCUCGUUCCAUUCCUUUAAUACCUUUCGGUAUUGUCGCGUGCACUUUUUCUUUUCUCGAAAUAGCUGUGUAUAGACAUGCCACAAGUCGUCCUCACGAUUUUCAUCGCAGAAAAAGCCCUAGGAACACCUAUACGUCCAUCAGUAAGUCCCUCAUGUUUCACUCUGCAGUGAUGGCGCGAAACAUGUUUCCAUUCCUGGCCUAUCAGUUAUGUCUUAAUUCUUGGACUUAUUCUAUUCUGUCAUUCUCCAGGACUUUUUGUUCAACAAUAUAGACAGUGGUCUGCAAGACGUUUUAGCCCAGUCGCACCUAGUCUCCCCUGGUUGUCAAAGGCAAGAGGUGUGCAGUAACCAUGGAUGCAAGCACGGUAGCUCAUGCGUAGAUGAAUGGAACCGCUAUAGUUGUCGCUGUCCUUCAGGCUUUGUGGGCUCAUUUUGUGAGCGCCAAAUCACAGCAACAUUUGAUAGGGAUGAUAGUUCUGGUUUGAUGUUCACAUCUGUUGCUAAUAUAACCUCGUUUUCUCUCGAGUUUUCGACUGAUCCCUCAGUGACUAGAGGGGUGCUGGCAUUCACAGGGGUAAGUUAUGUUAACAGAAGCCAAAAAACGAGAAGUUUCCUCACGCCUUCGUUUCUGUGAACUUGACAAAAUGUUACCUGAAUCCCAAGUUGCAGGUCUAUUCAAUUUUGCUUAAUAACUGACAUAAAUAAGUAAACAACAAGGAUCAAAGAUUAGCGUAGUAGGUUUGUGCGGAAGGAUCCGAGUUUGAUUUCUAGGUGCAGCCUUAAUUCCUUCUUUCGACUUCUUUCCUUUCCGUGUACCUUUUAAAUGUCUUUAAUACCCGUACAACUGAGCUCUAAUGUAGUGGGGGUAAAAUGAGCGAACCGUCAGCCUCAGGCUUGUCAGUGUGAUAUGUACUGUUACGAGUUACCGACGUAAAUAUAAGGAUUUUUACCUUCAUCAGUACCUCCAAAUUUAAGGGUUGCACACCCGCACGCAUAGUGAUUCCUCGUCAAGCAUUGUGGAUCGAACUGGAAUUUGGAAAUGUUUUCGCCAGGGUGGGAAAAUGGAACACCCGGAGAAGAAUCUCUCUCAGCAAGAGGCUUCGAGUAUUCUCUCUUUUUGAGUCCGUUGAGCGAAGCGUGCGUGCACUCCUCUCAGUGGAAGUGAAGAAAAAAGGAGACUCCACGUAGCCCAGUCUGCAUGGGCAAGAACCAACAACAAACUUAACCCACAUAUUAUGGCAUCGCCUUCGGGAUUCAGACGCAGGUCACAUUGGUUGGAGGCGAUUGCUGUCAACACUGCACCACCCUUGUUUCCUUUUGUAUACUAAUAAAGAUGUUUUUUAUACUGAUCAAUCAAUUCUUCCUAUAAUCAAUUCUUACUAUAAUUACGAAAUAAAGUAGAGCGAAUUUAAAAGACCUUUUUUUUAAUUUUCAGUCUUUCUUUGGUUUGGCCUUGCUGAACGGUCGUCUUCACGCUGCAUACGUGAAGUCUUUCUUCGACAGAACUAGUGCGGUCAUUGGCCAGAAUUUGGCAGAUGGCAGAUGGCAUAGGCUGGAUGUAAACGUCACUUCCGGUAAUUUGUCAAUUGCCGUGGACUCGUUUCGAACUACACUUGUACCGCCGAGUGGAUCCCAGCCCAUCACGCAUCUGGGGAAAACAUUGCACAUGGGAUCUCUUCAGUUUAAUGAUCUGGGGAUAGCUCUAAACAGCGAAUUUCUAACAUUCAGUGGGUGCUCAAGAAGGGUCUUCAUUAACGAUCAGUUAAUACCGUUUGAGACAGCACAGAAAAAUGGGGGCUUUAGUCUACCUCUGCCGAGCUGCAAGAAGGACGAGAACUGUGGACCGAGUUCCUGCGCAAAUGAAGGAUCUUGCGAUGCAACGUGGACUGGGUAUGAGUGUCGUUGUUUAAAAGAUUUUGUUGGCAGACAAUGUGAAAAUGGUAAGUAAAAUUGUGCUAGUUAUAGGUGGAAUUCUUUUACGUCUUUGUAUCGUUCAGAACUCUGACAGAACGAACUUGAACAUAGAUCUUUUUCAUAUGACGUCACGGCGGCCAUAUUGGUGUACAAAACAAUGAAACGGCGGCCAUGUUGGUGUACCCAAAAAAAUUCUUUGUGGCUUGAACUCUUGUCUGAUGUAAAAACUUUACGUUUGUGCCUAGAAACUUGUUUAGCUGCUGACCACGUGAGUGGAAACAAUCUGUUGUUGGUCAGAAAUGCUUGGAGUAAAUAAAUAGUUUUCGGGUAUUCAGAGCACAGUGUUGCAGGAUCCUUUUAGAGUUUGGCCAAUCCAUCGCGCUGUCCUCUUAGUACUGAAACUAACUUUGCUCAUUGUUAUCUUGCCAUCGUGCUCACCAUUAACCAAUAAUAGUUUACUUAUGAAAAUAAUUGUGCGUCACUUAAGCUUGGAUACGCCGGCACAUGUAUGAAAAAAUAUCCUUGCAGAGAGUGUUCACUGUCCAUCUUAUAAUAAGCAUUUCGUUUCCACUUGCAGUCACCACAACGUCGUUACUAAUGAAUGACAGCCACCUAGAAAUAUCUCUCAACGCUUCUCACUGGAGUUUCGGUCAGAGCGCAUCACUUUGGUUUCGGACGAGAGAAACGGAUGGUCUAUUGAUGUAUACUGGGAGAAAGCCUGGGGAAGGGAAUGUCGAGUUCCUUCUUCUCGAUAUCACUUCCGGUAAAGCUAGAUUUACCGCUGACCUUGGUUCAGGUAUUGUUUCUACUAUUGUUGUCAAAUGUUGUUUUAACCGAAGGAGUUACCACAAUAGAUUUUGCUGUCAACUAAGAAAGUUCGUUUUAAGGAGCUGCAUCUGGAAAUUUCUCAAAAUUCCAGUCAAAUUGUGGGGACUGACACCAAAUUGAGUGAAGCAUAUAACAAUAACCGCUGAAAAGGUUCAAAUAACUCUGCAAUUACAAAAGGAGGUACGGAACCGGAUGAAAUUUAAAAAGAUUGAAACGGAUUGCAAUUGUGGUUUUUGAAAACUUGUUAGCCUAGUAGUUUCCCAAAGUUGAUUUUUGUUUUUUGCAAGGAUUGAUACAAUUGGGAGUUUAAGAUACCACGACGGCGACGGCCGCGAAAACGUCACUUAAAAAGUGAAUUCAAUGCGUUCUUUCGAUCUCUAUCGUGAUUACUCCAACUCAUUUACUUUGUCAAAUGCAAGCGAACUCUUUUUGAGCCGAAUUCCUAAGGACGACAUUCAAGUUCACGUCGCUUGUGUACGUCCUCGAUAAAACGUGAAGUUAGGCAUUUUCCCAUUGUAGUCGUGCAGUGACGGCAAAGAAAUGUACAAAAAAGCCGUGCUGCACGUGCAGAGGUGUUGUUUUGGCUAUUCAACCUAUUGCUUUUUUGACGUUCUCGUUGUCGUCGCCGUCGCAGCAUACUUGGGAACGGGACCAAUUUGUUUGACACGAAGCUGUGACUUUGUCAUUCACAAGUAAUUUCUCGAGUUCCAUAGCGAAUAACGACUCGUAAAUGGCUUUAUAAACAAAAUGAACUGGCCAGCCUUGAUACAGCCCUUUAAUACAAUUUCAGUUAUUUAUCGGUUGGCAUGCGUUCGACUUAAUUUCAGGAUCAAAUGGGGUGUUCAUCAAUCAACUCGUAUCUGAUGGUGACUGGCAUCACUUGCUCUGGACUCGACGGUUAAAACGCAUUACACUGACCUUAGACGAAACCUUUACUGUACAGGCAGACCUUGCUGGGGCCGAAUCAGUUUUUAAUACUGCACAGGGACCUGUGAUUUAUGUGGAUAUUGGAGGGUUUCCUACUGGAGUAACCAAGCUUACAGGUAUUAUGAUAUGUAUGAUAGCCGAGGAAAGUUGAGUAACUUCAAAGACAACACAUUUAAAAUUUACGAACAUGAUUCAACGGAAACGCAUAAACGAUUUGCUUGAAUUGUCGUCAGUAUUAACAUCCUUGCGUUUGUCCCUUAUUGUUUUUUGAUUAAUUUAACACCCAUAAAAACUCAGAAAGGAGACGUUUACACAAGUUAUUUGCUUUGGGUGAGAUGGAUGUGGGGUAAAGUUGAAAACUUGCUCUCAGGACAGUUGGUCGGUCAGCCAUUUCUCAAGGCCUUGUGCAGUGGAACCUUGAUAUAACGAACCUCUAUAUAACAAAGUCCUCGGUAUAACGAACGAUUUUCGUUACCCCAGUAAUAGUAAAAUAUAUGGAAAAUAACCUCCAUAUAACGAAACCUAGUUAUAAAGAACAUAUUUCCCAGUCCCUGGGUUCUUCGUUAUAUCGAGGUUCCACUGUAUGUAUACUGAUCUAUAUAGAGAAAUAUAUCCAAAUUAUAAAGGUUUUAACGUCCUUUUGUCACACAUAAAAUGCUCAGUCGAAGCGUUACUAACAAUGAAGUAGUAAGACUGAAUGCUAACAUUUUGCUCGUUUUCGAUUCCAUCACAAAACUCAUGAGCCGAUUUUAAUUACUAUUUUCUUUUUCGACAGGAGUAACAAGUCGCAAACACUUCAAGGGCUGUCUUAAGGACAUCAAAUUUAACUCGCGCAGAGUUCACUACCUUUCACCCAGUUCUCAAGAGGGUCUUGAGGUGAACUUGAAUCAUGUGACAAUAGGUUGUUAUGGAAACUCAACUUGUUCGCCCAAUCCCUGCCCUUCACACAGUGUGUGCGUGCCAUCGUGGAACGGCUAUAACUGCACGUGUGACGCAGGUUGGACGGGUGAUAAUUGUGAUACUCGUAUUCCCGACUGCACGGUGAAUAACUGUACAAAUGGAGCAACAUGUGUAAAUGUUUCACACGGCUUUAUAUGCGUGUGUGCUCGCGGAUAUUCGGGUCAGUAUUGUGAGAAUAAGUUGGAUUAUUGCCUGUCAGGUCCAUGUCGUAACAAUGCUACCUGCCGUGAAAUAACAGGAGGCUUCAGAUGUGAAUGUCUUAAAGGAUUCACUGGCCAAACCUGUGAGACUGAUAUCGAUGAAUGUGAGGCCACACCAUGUCAGAAUAAUGGAACGUGUUCUGAUCUACCGGGAAACUACUCUUGUCAUUGCCCUGCCGGUUUUUCAGGAAGAGAUUGUCAAUUGAACGUAGACGAGUGCUCACCAAAUCCGUGUUUAAAUCAAGGAACUUGUGUAGAUUCAGUAGCCAAUUAUACCUGUCGUUGUGCUUCAGGUUACACGGGUAGAAAUUGUGAAGUUAACAUUGACGAAUGUUCCCCAAAUCCUUGCUUCAACAACGCUUCUUGCUUUGACUUAAUUGCCGAUUACAGUUGUCAUUGUUCGCGUGGUUUUACUGGGAGAAAUUGUGGAGUUAACAUCGACGAAUGUUCUCCA
This is a messenger RNA of Porites evermanni, 12780 nucleotides long. The record is from the annotation of a GenBank genome assembly. NCBI's taxonomy places the organism in Eukaryota, Metazoa, Cnidaria, Anthozoa, Scleractinia, Poritidae.